Messenger RNA from Octopus bimaculoides (California two-spot octopus), 4529 nucleotides. Its product is annotated as protein strawberry notch homolog 1. The record is from RefSeq and is a predicted model, not a curated record. Gene Ontology annotation, cellular component: nucleus. Lineage: Eukaryota; Metazoa; Mollusca; Cephalopoda; Octopoda; Octopodidae. Gene Ontology annotation, molecular function: chromatin DNA binding; histone binding. Gene Ontology annotation, biological process: regulation of DNA-templated transcription.
GUUACAAAAGACCUUUUGUCUGCUGCUUUGGAUGAAUCUGGAAUUGGAGAUCUUACUGCUUUUGAUGAAUCUGAUGACUUGUUUACUCUGAAUGACAACCUUGUUGAUGUACAGCCUGUUACUCAACCUGUUGCAACUGCUGUAAAUGGUUACAUUGAUGGAAGUCAGAGUAAUAUCUAUUCAUCAGUCACGACACAAGCGCCAGUGACGAUACCUCAACCAAAAAUUAUAGCAUCCAAUCAAAUAAGACCACGUGUAGUUUUACAGCCAACCAAUCACAGCCUUACAAACUCUAAUUCUCAGGUUAUUCGUGUUGUUAAGUCGUCUGGUGGGAAUAGCCAAGUAUUGCAAAUCACUGGAGCUAAUAAUUCUUACAUUCAGAAUACUGCAAUCAGUCAGACUGGUAGCAAAAUAAUCUCACUAACUCCUAAAAAUGUUGGUUCACAAAGUGGUUUACCAAAUUCAUUUGCUGGACAGAAGAUCUACAUCACUACAACAAGUAGCACUGGGCGCAACAGUCCAUUGCUCACUGAGGUUAACUCCGGGAAACCAUUACAAAUUCUCAGUCAGCUUGGGCUGACGGGCAGCAAUGUCAAAGUGAACACAAUAACAUCAAACAAAAUUAAGCCGAGCGCUUCAAACGUUGUGAAGAAUGUGUCUCAAACAACAGUGACAGCUCCUAGUCCUCAGACUACUACUGUCAAUAAAACACAAAUGGCUAACAUGACAAAACCAAACCAGAUGAACAAUGUUAUGAAUGCUAACUUAACAAACGGGGCUGGUAUACGCCCAUCUGUUACUAGUAAAGACUUGUCUCGGAUUUGGUCACAAGAAGAUAUCAAGUUGAAGAACAUUAAUUCAUACACAGCUCCUGGGAUCAAUAUGCCACUUCGCACACCUCAUUAUCAUCAUCACCACCAUCACCAUCACCACCAUCAUCAUCAUAACAACAUACCAGAAGAAGAAGAAGUUGAAGAAGAGAUUGAGGAACUUGGUCAAGCUGAAACAUAUUCUGAAUAUAUGCCAACCAAAUUACGUAUUGGUGAAAAACACCCCGAUGCUGUGGUCGAAUCAAGUUCUUUAUCCAGUGUGGAACCUCCAAAUGUGCGGUACAAAGUUCAUCUUCCUGACUCAACUAUAGACACUGGCCAGUUAUCAGCCCUUCAGUUAGAAUCAAUUACAUACGCCUGUCAACGCCAUGACACCAUCAUGCCAAGUGGAGAUCGGGCUGGAUUCCUUAUUGGUGAUGGGGCUGGUGUUGGAAAAGGCCGAACAGUUGCUGGAAUUAUUUUUGAAAAUUAUUUGCAAGGCAGAAAACGUGCACUUUGGUUCAGUGUCUCUAAUGACUUGAAAGUCGAUGCUGAGAGAGAUCUAAAAGAUAUCGGAGCCUCAAAGAUAGAAGUCCAUCCAUUAAAUAAGUUCAAGUAUGCAAAGAUUUCAUCAAAAGAAAAUGGUAGUGUGAAGAAAGGUGUAAUAUUUGCUACAUAUUCCUCAUUGAUUGGUGAAAGCCAGUCUGAUGGAAAAUAUAAAACCCGGUUGAAACAAAUUCUAAGAUGGUGUGGUGAAGAUUUUGAUGGUGUUAUUGUUUUUGAUGAAUGCCACAGGGCCAAAAAUUUGUGUCCUGUUGGUUCUAGUAAACCAACCAAAACGGGACAGACAGUACUUGAACUACAGAACAAACUUCCCAAAUCUAGAGUUAUAUAUGCUAGUGCAACUGGUGCAUCCGAACCAAAAAAUAUGGCGUACAUGACACGGCUUGGAUUAUGGGGUCAUGGUACACCAUUUAAAGAAUUCAAUGAUUUUAUUCAGGCUGUGGAGAGACGUGGUGUUGGUGCUAUGGAACUUGUAGCUAUGGAUAUGAAACUACGAGGCAUGUAUAUAGCUCGUCAGUUGAGUUUUGUCGGAACCUCUUUUCGAAUAGAGGAAAUAACUCUUUCGAAAGAGUUUGUGUUAGUUUACAACAAAUCAGUGGAAUUGUGGGUACGAGCACGGGAAUUGUUCCAGAAAGCAGCCGAAUUAAUUGGAGCUGAGCAGCGAAUGAGAAAGUCAAUGUGGGGACAGUUUUGGUCUGCACAUCAACGCUUUUUCAAGUAUCUCUGUAUAUCGGCAAAAGUGGGACACUGUGUGAAACUUACUCGAGAAGCAGUCAAAAAUGGAAAGUGUGUUGUAAUUGGCCUGCAAUCUACUGGUGAAGCCCGUACUUUGGAACAGCUCGAGGAACAUGGUGGGGAGCUUAAUGAUUUUGUCUCAACUGCUAAAGGUGUUUUCCAAACAUUAGUCGAAAAACACUUUCCUGCACCUGACAGGCGAAAAACAAUGGAUUUCCUCAAUCUGGGAGGAUGUAAGAGCGAUGGUUUCUCAGAUAAUAGUUCCAGUUUGAACAGUAAUAUGAAAAGAAAGAAAGGGAACAAUCAAGAUGGGAAUGCAAAACGUCAGAAGACAGACUUUUCUGAUGGUUCCAGUUCAGACAGCAGUGAUAUAAGUUUAAGCCUAAGUGAGACUUCUGAGUCCGAAUCUAGUGAUGAUUUUAAUCCAUUUGGUAGUGGCUCAGACAGUGAUGAAGAUCCUUGGUUAAAGAAAUCAAAGGCUAAAUCUAAAAACAAAGUAAAGAAGAAAAAAUCCAAGAAAAGCAAGAAGCAUAAGAAUAACAAAGUGGCAGAUGAUGAUGAUGACGAGGAUGAAGAUGUUCAGUUUGAUAAAGCUUUAGCUGCUGUGGGAUUAUUGAAGAAAAGUAACUCAUUAUCUACUGACAGUAACCAUUCUUCCUUAUUCAACAAUACCAUUGGUAUGGAUAGCAUUGACAAAGCUAUUGCUAUGAAAAGAGAAUUGCUGGAAAGUAUUGAAAAACUAUCAGAUAUUCUUCCCCCAAAUACUUUGGAUCAUUUAAUUGAUGAACUUGGGGGUCCUGAAAAUGUAGCCGAAAUGACAGGUCGGAAAGGGAGAGUCGUGACUAAUGAAGACGGUGCUGUGUGUUAUGAAUCAAGAAGUGAACUGGAUGUUCCACUUGAAAUUUUAAAUCUCACAGAAAAACAACGCUUCAUGGAUGGUGAAAAGAACAUUGCUAUCAUAUCUGAAGCUGCCAGUUCAGGAAUUUCCCUUCAAGCCGAUCGAAGAGCUCGGAAUCAAAAGAGAAGAGUUCAUAUAACAUUGGAACUACCUUGGAGUGCAGAUAGAGCUAUACAGCAGUUUGGUCGGACACAUCGAUCAAAUCAAGUUAGUGCUCCCGAAUACAUAUUCCUCAUAUCAGAGCUAGCAGGAGAACGGAGAUUUGCUUCUACAGUUGCCAAAAGACUGGAAAGUCUAGGCGCCUUGACACAUGGUGACCGGCGAGCAACAGAAACAAGAGAUUUAAGUCGUUUCAACUUUGAUAACAAAUAUGGCAGAACUGCUUUGGAAGCAGUGAUGAAAUCUGUACUGAGAUAUGAAGCUCCACUUGUUGCAACACCAUCAGAGUAUUCUGGAGAUUUCUUUGAAGAUAUCAAGAAUUCAUUGAUUGGUGUUGGCAUGAUAGCUGUAGAUGAACGUCUUGGAACGCCCCUCUUAGAAAAAGAAUAUAAUAACAUCAGUAAGUUCUUAAACAGAAUCCUUGGAAUGCCUGUGGAACAGCAGAAUUCUCUAUUUAAAUACUUCUCAGAGACACUAACAGCUAUUAUCUUGGAUGCCAAGAGAAAUGGACGCUGGGACAUGGGUAUUGUGGAUUUGGGUUCUGGAGGAGAAAGCGUAAAAAAAUUGGAAUCUAAAAUAUUUGUUGGCAACACUGAUUUGAACAAAGCUAGAACCGAGUUGCAUACAGUAAGUGUGGAGCGUGGAUUGUCCUGGAAUCAAGCAAUAGAUAUUUGGAAAGAAUGCAAGGGUUCAGAUGAUGGAUUUUAUCUAUCAGCACAGAUGAGAAAUGGUAAAAAGACCGCUGUGCUUGCUGUUAUGCCAACAUCGGUGAAGAAGAAAGAGAGGAUGUACCACGUCUACCGUCCAAAUACUGGUUUACAGCCUCGUUCAGAAACACCAGCUGAGUUGAAGAAGAAAUUCAAGAAGGUGAUGCCAGAUGAAGCACACAGUUGGUGGAAUGAUCAAUAUCACUCUUCAGCAAAAACAUGUAUCCAUGCUUACUGGAAAGGAAAUUGUAAAAAGACAAGCAUGGGAUUACAUUGUGAAAUAGGUUUACGUACAAGGACUUACCACGUACUAAGUGGUUCAGUCCUUAGUGUCUGGAGUAAAGUAGAGAGUGUGCUUGCAUCAUUACCUGGAGGUGCCAGCUCCAAAAUGCAGAUAAUCCGACUUCGAACAGAUGACAAUCGCAGAAUUGUUGGAAGUUUAAUUCCUGGGAAUUGUUUGAAAGCCUUGUGUAAUGUAUUAUCUCAAGACUCUGCUCACACAUAUACAGAAACCCCAGACAACAGUGUCAAUGAAAACGUGCACCUCAGUAUGCCAGUGCUUUUAUGAUCUCCCUACCACUGGGGUAGUAAGCAGGAGCUCACUACCAUGUGUCUUUCAUCAAAUAAUAUUAAUAAUAAUAAAGAGACUGCGAUUUA